This is a messenger RNA of Brassica napus (rape), 1188 nucleotides long. RefSeq lists its product as uncharacterized. The transcript has 3 exons. Lineage: Eukaryota; Viridiplantae; Streptophyta; Magnoliopsida; Brassicales; Brassicaceae. The record is from RefSeq and is a predicted model, not a curated record. The coding region runs from base 506 to 853 and encodes 115 amino acids.
CUAUUAAUUUUAAGGAUAGUCCGCUGUACAGUGAAAGUUUGGUUGGUUCUUGGUCAAACCGUAAUUAACAAACUUUCCCAGAUAAUAAAAGAAGGGAGAAUAUUUAACAACACUAGUACAAGUCCACCACUUUAUCUUUCUUCUUCCUCUAUUUCCUUAUUCUCAGGGAAAUCAAAUCAAAUCAGUUUUAAGGGCUUCUUUUUUAAAUUGGUAGCAUUCUUUCUCUGUCCCCUCUAAAAUCAGAAAAGUAUCUGCCUUUUCACAUUCCUCAAUCUUUGCUUUUUGUUCCUUCUCAAAAGGGAAUCUUUACCGUCUUUCUUUUUCAGUUGUGGGUUUUGUCUAAAACCCCCUUUUCUGGGUUUAUCUGUGUUUUUCUCUCUCUCUAUCUUUCUUACAAUUAAACAAACUGUGUGCUUUUCUCUCUCUCUCUCAAAGUUAGAGACUUUAUUGUUCACACCAAAUGGGCUAAACUCGGAGAAAGAGGUGUAAGAAAUUUUCUCCAUUGAUGAUCAACUGUUUCAAAGACCCAUUACAUGUUUUGAUGACUGUUUUGCUUUCCACUAAUGAUGACGAUGAUGGUCAUGAAGAGGCUGUUGUGGAUGAUCAUAGCAAUGAUGUUAGGGAAGACUCAAAAGUGGACGCAAAGGAAGACGAAUGUCAAGUUGUUUGUCCUACUCUCACUCUGACAAGUAGUCUCAGAAAGGUGGAUUCUAAUAAGAAGGAGAAGAAGAAGGUACAAUGGGUGGAUUUGAUGGGGAUAAAAGAGCUUGCUGAGAUUCGAGAAUUCGAACCCAGUGGAGAAGAUGAUAUUGACUCUGAUGGGGAGAAAAACUGCUUCUGUGUUAUCCUUUGAUCUGUCCAUUUUAGUUUUGCUGGAGGAUCCAAGGACAAAGGACAAAGGACAAAGCUGGUGGCUCCAGGCAUUGUAAUCCCAUAUACAGAGAGAAUCUGCAUUUGUGUACAUACUGAAGCAUUCUUUUCUUCUUCUCUAGAAAAUGCUCUGCUUAUAUAAAAGUAUAGAUCUUUAACUUCAUUCGUUUCUUCAAAACCGUUUUAAUGGAGUAUGUUACAAAUCUAGCAAUCACUAUGUAUGUUGAUGUCUACUUAAGCAGAUUGAGUUUAAUAUGCACUAUGUAAACCAAAUGUCUACAUUACAACUUUUAUAUCAGUCUGGAACAGGUUCUUGUC